Colletotrichum acutatum is the source of this 613-nucleotide messenger RNA. RefSeq names its product conidiation protein 6. The transcript has 2 exons. The record is from RefSeq and is a predicted model, not a curated record. NCBI's taxonomy places the organism in Eukaryota, Fungi, Ascomycota, Sordariomycetes, Glomerellales, Glomerellaceae. The coding region runs from base 223 to 474 and encodes 83 amino acids. Gene Ontology annotation, cellular component: cytoplasm.
GGUGUAUCUGUCGUCCUGCAGCUCGAGCUCGACUAGGUCAAAAGGGGGCAUACUGAUGAGUCCAGAAGAUGUAUAAGAAGGAGGUAAUCCAACACCUCUGGAACAUACCUGCCUUCUUCUCAUCAUCACAACAACAAACAAUCAAAUAAUUCCAACAACUUCCAAUAGCUUUAUAGCAAACACCACCUUUCUACCUUCAGUCACCAACCCCCAACCUUCAAUAUGCCCACCGAAGCCCAGAUUGCCGGCGGCCACAAGGCCAACAUCAACAACCCCAACACCUCUGAGGAGUCCAAGCAGAACUCCAAGAAGGUGCUCGAGAACGAGUUCAACGGCGGCGAUGUCCCCAAGGCCGGCGACAAUGAGGAGAAGAACCCUGGCAACGUUGCUGGUGGCCUCAAGGCCACUCUGAAGAACCCCAACGUCUCUGACGAGGCUAAGGAGUCCGCCAAGGAGCGUCUCGACAACAUGUAAAUGAUGUUUUUACGAACCGAUACCCCCCACCUUAUCGCUUAGGAUGGAGCCGGCUAGCGAAUAUGAAAGAGUCGAGCGUUGUAUCUUAGUCAAUAGGUCUGGCGCAUGCAGGCGAUAAUGAGAACACUGUUAAACUCAA